UGAGGCAGUCACAGCCUUCAUUUGUCGCAAUGUCUGAGUUUAUUUUAGCUUUGGUAACAAUAUCAGGAUUAUUCCCCAUCACCAAGGCUGUGUCAGUUCUAGUUGAUAAAGAACACAAAGCAUGUGGACCAGCUGAAUUUCUCUGCUAUGACCAGAUGACCUGCAUCUCAUUGAACUGGCUUUGCGAUGGUGAACCAGAUUGUUCGGAUGAUUCAGAUGAGUCUCUUGAUCAGUGCACUGGACACCUAGAAUUUACAUGUCCUGUGAAUCACUUUGACUGCAUUGGGACAAGACGAUGUAUUCACAUGAGCAAACUCUGCAAUGGCAUAAAUGACUGUCUGGAUGGACUUGAUGAAGGAUCCCAUUGUCGAGAAUUUUCGCCUACAUGUAACCAAGCCAAUUGUCAGUAUCGAUGUGUAGUCACAAGAACUGGCGCAACUUGUUACUGCAGCGAUGGUUUUAAAGUAGCACAAGAUGGGAAAAGUUGUGAAGAUUUUGAUGAAUGCAGUGUUUAUGGAACUUGUAGUCAGAUAUGCACGAACAACAAUGGAUCCUACACAUGUGGCUGUGUGGAAGGUUACUUGAUGCAGCCAGACAACAAAAUUUGCAAGGCCAAAAAUGAACCCUUUGAUCGACAACCUGUACUUUUGAUUGCCAAUGUUAAAAGUAUUGUGGUGACCAGUCUGAAUGGAUCAAGUGUUCCUGCUCAGAAUUCUGUCACUGCUAAUGGAAUCAUCGCUCUGGAUUUUAUUUAUGAUGAGGAGCUGGUCUGCUGGAUAAUAGCUGAAGAAAUGUCUACUCAUGCUGAACUGAAAUGUGCCAAGUUGACACCGCUGAAUGGAUUUACUGAAGAGAGAGCCAUCAAUAUUUCACACAGCCUCCACAAUGUGGAACAAAUGGCUAUAGACUGGCUUACUGGAAACUAUUACUUUGUGGAUGAUGUCAGUGACCGAAUAUUUGUGUGCAAUCAAAAUGGUGAUACUUGUAUUACACUACUAGAUCUGGAGCUACACAAUCCCAAAGGAAUUGCCCUUGAUCCAGCCAUGGGGAAGCUAUUCUUCACUGAUUAUGGGGAUGUUGCCAAAAUUGAAAGAUGUGACAUGGAUGGACAAGGCAGAUCCAGGAUUGUGGACAGUAAAAUAGAACAGCCAUACGCCAUCACACUCGAUUUAGUAAACAAAUUGGUCUACUGGGCAGAUGUUUAUCUCGAUUACAUCGAAGUGGUGGAUUAUGAAGGGAGGAGUAGACAUACAAUUAUUCAUGGACGUGAUGUUCAACAUCUUUACAGUUUGGCAGUGUUUGAAAACUUCAUUUACGCCAUCAAUUUAGAUAACUUCACCGCUAAGUACAAAUUAAGCAUCACUAAAAUAAACAGAUUCAAUGGUACAGACAUGGAAACACUUGCAAAACUAGAGAAUGGCAGAGUUCUACACGUCUACCACAAACUAAGGCAACCACCAGUUAGAAGUCAUGCUUGUGAGCUGGAUCUGUAUAAUAAACCCGGAGGAUGCUCUCACAUCUGCCUACUCAGCAGCAGCCACAAAGCAAGGACAUGUCGUUGCAGUACUGGCUACGCCUUAGGGAAUGAUGGAAAGUCUUGUAAAAAACCAAAGAACGAACUGUUCCUGUUUUACGGAAAAGGACGUCCGGGAAUAAUUCGAGGAAUGGAUAUGAAUACAAAAGCAGUUGAUGAAUAUAUGAUACAAGUAGAAAACCUUGUCAAUCCACGAGCUCUUGAUUUCCAUGCAGAAACAAAUUAUAUCUACUUUGCUGACACAACCAGCUUCUUAAUUGGACGACAGAAAAUCGAUGGCACAGGGCGAGAGACAAUCCUAAAAGAUGGUGUAGAUAAUGUUGAAGGCAUCGCUGUGGACUGGAUUGGGAAUAACUUGUAUUGGACAGAUGAUAGUUACAAGAAGUCUAUAAGCGUAGCAAGACUAGAGAAGGCUUCUCAGACCAGGAAGACUUUGGUAGAAGGUGAAAUGUCACAUCCAAGAGCCAUCGUUCUGGAUCCAAUGCAUGGAUGGAUGUACUGGACAGAUUGGGAAGAGGAAGAAAUAGACAACAUGACAGGAAGAAUUGAGAAAGCGUGGAUGGAUGGUUCCAAUCGACAGUUGUUUGUGACAACAAUGAUGCUAUGGCCUAAUGGUUUAACCCUAGACUACAUCAAUGGAAUACUGUAUUGGUGUGAUGCGUACUAUGAUCACAUUGAAAGGAUUUUUUUAAAUGGCACAGAUAGAAUGAUAGUAUAUGGUGGCAAAGAAGUGAAUCACCCUUUUGGAUUGUCACAUUAUGGAAAAUUAAUUUUCUGGACUGAGUAUACAAAUGGAACAAUUUUUCAAUUGGAUUUAACAUCAAGGAAUGUUUCAUUACUUCGAAAAGAAAGGCCACCAUUAUUUGGACUGAGGAUCUACGAUGCUCAGCAGCAACAACAACUACAAGCUGAUAACUUGACUCGUGGAAACAAUGGUGGAUGCAGUAGCCUGUGUUUGAUAAUCCCUGGUGGAAGAGUUUGUGCUUGUGCUGAUGGUCAAUAUUUGGAUAACGACAACGUUACCUGCAAAUUAAAACCUGGCCCUCCCACUCUCCAACAGUGCCAUUUUGGAGAGUUUGCUUGUCGAAAUGGAAGAUGCAUUCAGGAGCGCUGGAAAUGUGAUGGUGAUAAUGAUUGCUUUGAUGGCAGUGAUGAAGACCAAGACAUCUGCUACAACAGUACAUGCCCUGUUAAUCACUUCAGAUGCCAAAAUAAUCGUUGCAUUCCUAAAAGGUGGCUGUGCGAUGGAGCUAAUGAUUGUGUCAACAGUGAGGAUGAAUCAAACGAAACUUGUUCAGGGAAGACUUGCCAACCCAAUCAGUUUUCCUGUACCUCUGGACGUUGCAUCCCAAUGUCAUGGGUGUGUGAUUUAGAAGAUGACUGUGGAGAUCGAUCAGAUGAAGCCGUAUCAUGCGCAUUUCCUACCUGCGCUCCUCUAACUCAGUUCACUUGUAAUAAUGGAAGAUGCAUCACAAUUAAAUGGCGUUGUGAUUCAGAUGAUGACUGUGGGGACGGUAGUGAUGAGGUGGGUUGUUCUCCUUCCUGUACCAACACUCAAUUCAAAUGUAACAAUGGCCGGUGUGUUCCUGAGCACUGGAUCUGUGAUGGCGACAAUGACUGCGGGGAUUUUAGCGAUGAAACCCAUGCCAAUUGUACAGAACCAGCCACAAGGUCACCUGGUGGUUGUCACAGAAAACAAUUUCAGUGUUAUUUGGAUGGCAACUGUGUUCCACAACGAUGGCACUGUGAUGGGGAUUGGGACUGUGAAGAUGGCAGUGAUGAAAGCAGCUGUGAAGGAAGCAUAAGAACCUGUGACUCUCAUUUUGAGUUCAAAUGCAAAGACUCAGGACGAUGCAUCAAUUUGACUUGGGUCUGUGAUGGGGAAAGUGACUGUGAAGAUCACUCAGAUGAAGAAAACUGUGGAACAUUUGGUUGCAAGCCACCAACCUAUCCUUGUGCUGGAAAUACAUCAAUUUGCCUUUUGUUGGACAAGUUCUGCAAUGGGAAAGAAGAAUGUCCAAAUGGUGCCGAUGAGAGCGCACUUUGUGAUGAGUGCUUUCUGAACAAUGGAGGAUGCAGUCACCAUUGCACUUUUGUAACAGGGGAAGGCCUCGUCUGCUCUUGCCCGACAGGAAUGCACUUAAGCUCAGACAAGAAAACCUGCAUUGUCCUCGAUUACUGUAGAAACCAUCUCCGGUGCAGCCAAAUAUGUGAGCAACACAAGAAGACAAUUAAGUGCUCAUGUUAUGAGGGAUGGUUACUUGCACCUAAUGGUGAUAGUUGCAUUAGUUUAGAUCCUAUUGAGCCGUACAUAAUUUUUUCCAUUCGGCAUGAGAUUCGAAGACUGGAUCUUCACAAGCAAGACUACAAUUUAUUAGUCCCUGGCUUGAGGAACACAAUAGCAAUUGAUUUCCAUUUCAAUCAGAGUUCUCUCUACUGGACUGAUGUUGUGGAAGAUAAAAUUUACAAAGGAAAGCUGUCAAAAGUUGGAGCUGUAAGCAACGUGGAAGUUAUUGUACAGCAUGGUCUAGACACUCCCGAAGGGUUAGCUGUGGACUGGAUUGUGGGAAACAUCUACUGGAUAGACAGCAAAAUGGAACAGAUUGAAGUGGCAAAACUGGAUGGCAGCAUGAGGACUACCUUAAUCGCAGGUUCUAUGGUGUAUCCACGGGCCAUAGCUUUGGAUCCUCGAUAUGGAAUUCUUUUUUGGACAGAUUGGGAUUCUAGUUUCCCACGUAUCGAGGCUGCGUCAAUGAGUGGAGCAGGACGGAAAACAAUCUACAAAGCUUUAGGAACUGGUGGCUGGCUUAAUGGACUAACAGUGGAUUACCUUGAGAACCGAAUUGUUUGGAUUGAUGCUAUGUCAGAUGGUAUAUAUUCAGCAUUAUAUGAUGGCACAGAAUUGAUAGAAGUCCUACGUCAUCAUGAAUACCUUUCACAUCCAUUUGCUGUAACAGUGUAUGGAGGCGAUGUCUAUUGGACUGACUGGAAGACUAACACCCUAUUGAAAGCCAACAAAUGGACUGGCCACAAUGUUACUGUCAUACAGAGAACCAGUGCAAGACCAUAUGACCUUCAGAUUUACCAUCAAACAAGACAGCCACAAGCACCAAAUCCUUGUGAGUCCAAUAAUGGCAAAGGGCCAUGUUCUCAUUUGUGCCUGAUUAAUUACAAUGGAACUGCUGCAUGUACAUGUCCUCAUCUAAUGAAACUGGCCCCUGAUGAAAAGAACUGCUAUGAACAAAAGGAGUUUUUUAUUUAUUCAAGAAAUUCAGAGAUCCGUGGAGUUGAUGUUGAUAAUCCAUACUACAAUUACAUAACACCAUUUACUGAUCCUGAUGUCAGUCAAGUUAAAACAAUUGAUUUUGAUGCCUUCGAAGAACGAAUUUAUUGGUCUGAUUUAAAGCCGCGAUUUAUAAAGCGCGCCUUCAUAAAUGGCACAGGGAUAGAAAUUGUCAUCUCAGCAGACUUACCAUACGUUCAUGCACUUGCAGUGGACUGGGUUUCCAGAAAUAUAUACUGGACGAGUUCUGAUUUAGAGGAGUCUCAAAUAAAUGUUGCACGUUUAAAUGGAUCCCUACGGACUUCUAUCAUCCAUGGACUUGAUCAUCCACAGUGUUUAAUAGUGCACCCACUAAAAGGAAAGCUCUAUUGGACUGAUGGGAACAAUAUCAGUUCAGCAAACAUGGAUGGCAACAACAUCAAGAAUCUUUUUUCAAAUCAAAGAGAGCCUGUUGGUCUUUCUAUUGAUUAUGCUGAAAAUAGACUGUACUGGAUUAAUUCCGGAACUGGAAUCAUAAGCAGAUGUAACCUGGAAGGUGGUAAUUUAGAAGUGAUCAGUUCGAUGGCACAAUACUUAACCAAAGCAACAGCCCUGGCUAUUAUGGGAGACAAGCUAUGGUGGGCAGAUCAAGCAUCUGGAUGGAUUGGAAUCUGCAAUAAAGUGGAUGGUUCAGAGCCUGUCAUCAUGCGGAAAAAUAUUGCAACUGUAUUGCAUAUGAAAGUCUAUGGGAAAGAGAUGCAGCAAGGUACUAAUCUGUGUAGUGUGAACAAUGGUGGAUGCUCUCAGCUCUGCUUGCCAGUCUCAGAAACAAGGAAGACAUGCAAGUGCACUGUGGGAUAUCAGUUACGCAGUGAUAAAAUGUCAUGUGAAGGUUUUGAAUCUUUCCUGAUGUAUUCUCUUCAUGAAGAAAUCAGAGGAAUAUCACUUGAACCCAAUGAUAAAUCAGACGCCUUGCUGCCAAUAUCUGGGACAUCGCUUACAGUAGGAAUAGACUUCCAUGCAGAGAAUGAUACAAUUUAUUGGACAGAUAUGGGAAGGAGUACAAUUAGCAGAGCUAAACGAGACCAGACCUGGAGGGAUGAUAUUAUCACAAAUGGUCUUGGACGGGUUGAAGGCAUAGCAGUUGAUUGGAUAGCUGGUAAUAUAUAUUGGUCAGAUUAUGGCUUCAAUAUAAUAGAAGUUGCAAGAUUUAAUGGCUCUUUUCGCUAUGUGGUCAUCUCCCAAGGGCUUGAUCAGCCACGUGCAAUAGCUGUCCAUCCAGAAAAAGGAUUCAUGUUCUGGACAGAAUGGGGGCGGAAGCCUUGUAUUGGUAGAGCACGUUUGGAUGGAUCAGAACAAAUUGUCCUCGUGAGCUCCAAUAUUGCUUGGCCAAAUGGGAUAUCAAUUGACUAUGAGGAAAAUAAAUUAUACUGGUGUGAUGCCCGUACAGACAAGAUAGAGAGAGUUGAUCUUGAAACUGGAGAAAACCGAGAGAUUGUGCUGUCAGGCAACAACAUGGACAUGUUUUCAGUUGCAGUCUUCGGGGUUUACAUCUUCUGGUCUGACAGAGCACAUGCCAACGGGUCCAUCAAAAGAGGGCACAAAAACAAUGCUACUGAUGCUGUUACCGUGAGAACCCAUCUUGGAGUAAAUCUGAAGGGUGUGAAGGUUUUCAACCGAGCCAGGGAGAAAGGUACCAAUAUUUGUGCAAAGAACAAUGGUGGAUGCCAGCAGCUUUGCUUGUACCGUGGAAAGGGUCAAAAAACCUGUGCAUGUUCAUACAGUGUCCUUGCUGCGGAUGCAGCCAGCUGUCAUGAUUAUGAUGGGUACUUGAUCUAUUCGGAGAGAACAAUACUGAAGAGCAUCCACCUUACAGAUGAAACUAAUUUAAACCCUCCAAUAAGGCCAUAUGAAAAACCGGAAUACUUCAAAAAUGUGAUUGCCUUGACUUUUGAUUACCGGCAAAAUUCAAAGGGCUCAAAUCGAAUAUUUAUGAGUGAUGUUCAUUUUGGAAAUAUCCAGCUAAUCAACGAUGACUGGACAGGCAGAAGAGUAAUUGUGGAGAAUGUAGGCUCAGUUGAGGGUCUGGCAUAUCACAAAGCCUGGGAUACACUUUACUGGACAAGUUCUACAACAUCAACUAUUACAAGACAUACUAUUGACCAAAACAGGUUUGGAGCUUUCAACCAAGAAAUCAUUGUUGCAAUGUCUCCUAAUGACCAUCCUCAUGUACUUGCAUUGGAUGAGUGCCACAACUUAAUGUUCUGGACAAACUGGAAUGAACAACAACCAAGUAUAAUGAAAGCAACCUUGUCUGGAGGAAAUGUUCAAGUCAUUGUCAGCACAGACAUUUUCACACCAAAUGGACUGACAAUUGAUCAUAAAGCAGAGAAACUGUACUUCUCCGAUGGCUCUGUUGGACGAAUUGAAAGGUGUGAAUAUGAUGGGACACAGCGAUAUGUAAUUCUGAAAUCUGGACCAGGCACUUUCUUUGGCUUAGCUAUUUAUGGUGAUUACAUCUUCUGGACAGACUGGAUGCAGAGAUCUGUAAUGCGUUGUGAUAAGUACACAGGAGGAGAUGUUAAAGUGCUACGUUCGGAUACCACACAUCAACCUAUGGGAAUUAUGGUUGUAUCUAAUGAUACCAACAACUGUGAACUGUCUCCAUGCAAGAUAAUGAAUGGGGGUUGCCAUGACCUUUGCUUGUUGACUGUCGAUGGUCAAGUAAAUUGUUCUUGUAGAGGAGAACGAAUACUGUUAGAUGACAACAGAUGUGUUCCCGCAAACUCAUCUUGCAACAUUCACACUGAAUUUGAAUGUGGGAACAAAGACUGUAUUGGAUACCAUUUGACAUGCGAUGGAAUUGUUCACUGCAAAGAUAAAUCCGAUGAAAAGCAAUCAUAUUGUGCAAACAGGAGUUGUCGAAAAGGCUUUAAGCAUUGCUACAAUGGCCGUUGUGUGUCCAAUGCAAAGUGGUGUGAUGGCGUUGAUGAUUGUGCUGACAACUCAGAUGAAGUAUCUUGCAAUAAUUCUACAUGCACCACAGCUGAGUUUCGUUGCAGAGAUGGUACUUGCAUUGUCAAAUCAGCACAGUGUAACCAGGUGAUAGAUUGUAAUGAUGCUUCUGAUGAAACAGAUUGUGGCAACACAGACUGUGCUGGUUUCUAUAGAGUUGGAGUCAAGGAUACAAAUUUUAUAAAAUGUAAUAGCACUUCUCUUUGCAUCCUCCCAUCAUGGAUUUGUGAUGGUUCCAAUGAUUGCGGUGACUACACAGAUGAAUUAAAUUGCCAAGCUCACCACAAACUCAAAUGCAAAGAACAUUACUUUGCAUGCCCAAAUGGACGAUGUAUUCCAGCUUUUUGGAUAUGUGAUAAGGAAGAGGAUUGUGAAGAUGGAGCAGAUGAAUCCCAUUGUGAUUCCUUCUGUACAUGGGAUCAGUUUGAAUGCCCAAAUCACAAAUGCAUCUCUAACCAUUGGGUCUGUGAUGGUACGGAUGAUUGUAGGGAUGGUGCUGAUGAAGCAGCUUCUCUCUGUGGUUCAGUCACCUGUGCUCCUGAUUUGUUCCCAUGUCCCAACUCUUAUGUUUGUCUCCCAAAACAUUGGCUGUGUGAUGGUGAUAAAGACUGUCCAGAUGGAAGUGAUGAGCUCUCCACAGCUGGUUGCACACACAACAGCACAUGUGAUAACAAAGCUUUCAUGUGUCAGAACAACUUGUGUGUUCCACAACAUUUUGUCUGUGACCAUGAUGAUGAUUGUGGAGAUGGAUCUGAUGAACCACCAGAAUGCGUGUACAAAUCCUGUGGCCCCCAAGAAUUCCGUUGCGCCGAUGGAAGAUGCCUUAUCAGUGUAGAUUGGGAAUGUGAUGGGGACUUUGAUUGUCUUGACUAUUCAGAUGAAGCACCUAAAAAUUUAAAGUGCAUAACAGGUAGACAAGCAUGUGGCGAUUCUUCCUUUUUGUGUAAAAAUGGAAGAUGUAUAAAUGACACCUUCACUUGUAAUAAGCAUAAUGACUGUGAAGAUGGAUCAGAUGAAAGAAAUUGUUUUGUUAAUGAAUGUGCUAAUAAGCGAAUUAGUGGAUGUUCACAAGACUGCCAGGAUCUGAAUAUUGGGUACAAGUGUAAAUGCUGGCCAGGUUUCAGACUGAAAGAUGAUGGCAAAACCUGCCUUGACGUUGAUGAAUGUUCAACCACCUUCCCCUGUAGCCAGCAAUGCAUCAACACCUAUGGAACCUACAAGUGUUUUUGUGCAGAAGGCUAUGAAAUACGAGCAGAUAAUCCCAAUAGCUGCAAAGCCUUAUCAGCGGAGGAACCAUUUUUAAUAUUUGCUGAUCGGCAUGAAAUCAGAAAAAUGAGCAUUGAUGGAUUCAACUACACUUUAUUAAAGCAGGGGCUGAAUAAUGUUCAUGCAAUAGAUUUUGACUACAGGGAAAAAUGUAUUUACUGGGCUGAUUUCACUACACAAGGCAGUACAAUAUCAAGGAUCCAUUUGAAUGGAAGCAAUCCUGAGGUGGUGCACCAUACAGGACAAGCUAUUCCAGAUGGAUUGGCUGUUGAUUGGAUUGGCAAAAAUCUAUAUUGGUGCGACAAAACAAAGCUGACUAUUGAAGUCUCAAAACUUAAUGGGCUUUAUCAGACAGUCCUUGUGAACACAGGAUUGAAGAUCCCGAAACACCUAGUGAUAGAUCCUCGCACUGGAUAUUUAUAUUGGACUGACCAUGGCGAUUAUCCACAUAUUGGCCGUGUAGGAAUGGAUGGAACUAAUCAAAACAUUGUCAUAGACACAAAAAUCUCAAAGCCAAGUGGUCUCUGUCUGGAUUAUGUGAAUAACAGGCUGUACUGGGCUGAUGAUGAGCAAGGUUCUAUAGAGUUUGCUGACCUGGAUGGAUCCAAAAGACAUAGAGUUCAGAACCAAGAUAUCCCACAUGUUUUAGCAGUGACAUUAUUUGAAGACUACAUUUACUGGACAGAUUGGAAAACUAAGUCGGUCAGCCGUGCUCAUAAAACCACAGGUUUAAACAAGAUGUCACUAAUCAGCUCCUGGCAUCAGAUAAUGGAUAUCCAUGUGUAUCAUCCUCACAGACAACCAGAUGUGCCUGGUCACCCAUGCAAAGUCGAUAAUGGAGGUUGCAGCAACUUAUGUUUGCUGUCGCCUGGAGGAAAAUACAAAUGUGCCUGCCCCACAAACUUCUACCUUGCUGCUGAUGGCAGGACUUGUCUUUCCAACUGUACCGCAAGCCAGUUUGUCUGCAGCAACGACAAAUGUAUUCCAUUCUGGUGGAAAUGUGACACAGAAGAUGACUGUGGAGAUGGAUCAGACGAACCUGAAUACUGCCCUGAAUUUAAAUGCAGACCAGGUCAGUUUCAGUGUGGCACAGGAAUAUGCACUAAACCUGCCUUCAUCUGUGAUGGUGAGAAUGACUGUGGAGAUAAUUCAGAUGAGGCAAACUGUGAGACACAUGUUUGCCUUCCAAGUCAGUUUAAGUGUUCACAGAAGAAACGGUGCAUUCCAAUCAUCUUCAGAUGUAAUGGUCAAGACAACUGCGGUGAUGGAGAAGACGAAAGUGAUUGCCCUGAAGUUACCUGUUCUCCAAACCAGUUCCAGUGUGCUGUAACCAAACGUUGCAUUCCUGAAGAAUGGGUCUGUGACAAGGACCAUGAUUGUGCAGAUGGCUCUGAUGAAUCAAAUUGCAAUGAAAGAACUUGUGAACCAUAUCAGUUCCGGUGCAAGAACAAUCGUUGUGUACCUGGGCAUUGGCAGUGUGACUAUGAUAAUGACUGUGGAGAUAACUCAGAUGAAGAAUCAUGUGCACUUCGCUCCUGCUCGAUGAAUGAGUUUACCUGUGCAAAUGGUCGUUGUGUUGCAGCCAGAUGGAGAUGCGAUGGAGAUUAUGAUUGCUCUGAUAGUUCAGAUGAAAAAGACUGCGUUAUUAAAUGUAAAGAAGAUCAAUUCCAAUGUAAGCAUGGCCACUGUAUUCCUGUCAGGUGGCAUUGUGAUGGAGAGACUGAUUGUCUAGAUGGCAGUGAUGAAGAAAACUGUGAACAAGUGAAAACAACCUGCAACGUAGAUGAAUUCCAAUGCAACAAUACACUUUGUAAACUUCUAUCCUGGCUGUGUGAUGGAGAGGAUGACUGUGGAGAUAACUCAGAUGAAAACCCAGAAACAUGUGUAAAGUUUCAGUGUCCACCCACAAGAUCAUUCAGAUGCAAAAAUGGGAGAGUGUGCUUGCAACCUGAGCAAGUUUGUGAUGAAGUGAAUAACUGUGGUGACAACUCUGAUGAAGUGGAUUGUGGGAAGCAAAUUCAAAGGGCAUGUGGAAAGGAUGAGUUUACAUGCAGCAAUGGGAAGUGUAUUCCUGUGGAACUACAAUGUGACAUGUUCAACGACUGUGCUGAUGGUGGGUCUGAUGAACAAGACUGUACUAAAAAUUAUAAUGAAUUUAAUUGUGAUCAUGAAACAAAUCCUUGUGGGAUUGAUGCCUAUUGCAACAGAACAAUGUUUUCACUUUUCUGUGAGUGUCGGCCUGGCUUUCAAAGGAACAAAGCCUCAAAGCAGUGUGAAGAUAUUAAUGAGUGCCUUCAAUUUGGAACUUGCUCGCAAUACUGCAAUAACACAAAAGGAUCAUACUUGUGUGCCUGUGGAAAGAACUACAGAAAAGCUUACAACCACAGUUGCAAAACAGAAGGUUCAGAACAUCAAGUGCUCUACAUUGCAACCAGAAAUGAAAUCCGCAGUAUAUAUCCAUUUGACCCUAACUCAGCCUAUGAACAAGUGUUUCAAGGAGAUGAGACUGUCAAAAUUAGUAUGAUGGAUGUGUAUAUUAAAGGCAGAAAGAUCUUCUGGACCAAUGAGUACACCGGCAAAAUCUCCUACUUAGACAUCUCAGACAGCCGGGAGAGACAGACAAGUGAUGCUACAGAUUUGAAUAUUCCUGGCUUCCAAGCACCACAGGGCAUUGCAGUUGACUGGGUUGCUGAGAAUAUCUAUUGGACUGAUUCUUUCCGAAAUGUCAUCUAUGUGGCUAAGAUUAAUGGACAAAAGUACAAACGACUUGUAUCUGGGAUGAUGGACAAACCCUGUGCAAUUGCUCUUGAUCCCAACAGAGGAAUGAUGUACUGGACAGACUAUGGUAAACAGCCCAAAAUAGAGCAAUCUGCCAUGGAUGGAACUUUGCGAAGAAUUCUCAUACAUAAGGACCUACAAUGGCCUACAGGACUGGCCCUUGAUCAUUUCAAUCAACGUUUAUACUGGGCAGAUGCCAAGCUUUCAAUUGUUGGCAGUGUCCGGUUUGAUGGCAGUAAUUCUGUUGUUGUUGCCAGCAUUAAACAAGGUAUCCUAAGUCCAUUCAGUAUUGAUGUCUUUGAAGAUUAUAUUUAUGGAGUGACGCACACCAAUAGUCGUGUUUUUAAAGUUCACAAAUUUGGAUACACUCAUCUUGAAUACUUGGUGUCAGGCCUCAAUGAUGCCUCAGCUACAGUGGUGUUCCAUCAGUAUAAACAGCAAGACUUGCCAAAUCCUUGCAAUAAAAGGAACUGCGACUGGCUUUGUUUGCUGAACCCUACUGGUGUAACAUGUUUGUGUCCAGAUGGAAAGAACAUGAUUAAUGGAACAUGCGUUGAUUGGGACUCUCCUACAGCACUACCUUAUGGAAGUACCUGUAAUCUAGUCUGUAUGAAUGGAGGAACUUGUUUUGUAAAUGAACGGGACCAGCCAAAAUGCAAGUGCAAGCCUCGUUAUGCAGGACGGGAAUGCGAAAUGGAUCAGUGCAAAGGAUAUUGUCAAAAUGGAGGAAUCUGUUCAGCAUCAACGUUAGGAAAGCCAGCUUGUCGCUGUCCAAUAGGAUUCACUGGUCCAACUUGUAAGAAGAGAGUUUGCGACAGCUUCUGUCUCAAUGAAGGCAUUUGUGAUGUGAACACAGGAAAUCAGCCUUAUUGUUACUGUCUACCAGAUUUCACAGGGGACAGAUGUCAAUACAAUGUAUGCCACAAUUACUGCAUGAAUUUAGGUACCUGCAAAAUUAACAAUGAUGGCAGUGCUCAAUGUCUCUGCUUACCACGAUUUGAAGGACCAAAAUGUGAAGUAGAUAAAUGUGCUGUUUGCCACAGUGGCGAGUGUAUUGUGGACAAAGAGACACGACAGGUUACCUGCAAUUGCACAAACGGAAGGAUUGCAUCCAGCUGCCUGUCUUGUGAUGGAUACUGUUACAAUGGUGGCACUUGCCAGCUGGGCCCACACUCUGAAGUGCCCACUUGUGUAUGUACAGUGGGGUUUAAAAGUGAUCGAUGUGACCAGAAAAUGAACCUUUGUGAUUACUACUGUCAAAAUGGCGGGGUUUGCACUUUAACUGCACUUAAUGAGCCUCAGUGCAAGUGUUCUGAUGAAUGGUCGGGCACACAGUGUGAAAGACCAGCUCCCAAGAGCAGCAAAACUGAGAAUACCACAGGGAGAAACAUCACUUUUAUUGUACCACUCGUUAUCCUGGUUUUUCUGAUUAUUGCAGUUGUCGUUGGAAUAAUCAUCUGCAAAAGAAGACAACGUGUGAAAAUUGUACGAAGGCAUCCACUGACGAAUGGAGGCAUGAAUGUGGAAAUCGGAAAUCCAACAUACAACAUGUAUGAAGUUGACCGCAACCAUGAAAAUUCCGGAGGUUUGCUGGAUCCAGAUUUUACAUUAGAUUCGGAAAAGCCGACAAAUUACUCAAAUCCUGUUUAUGCAAAACUGUACUUGGAUACAUCAAACUGCCGGAAUUCCUUAGUCAGCACAGAGGAAAAGAAAGAACUUCUUCCAAAGAAAUUAGCAGAUGGCCUGCGGGAGACUGUUGCUUAGAUAACCCUUUAGUCUUGUAUCUUUUUUAAACACUGUAUAAAUGUAUAAAGAAAGGAUUAAUUUUUCUAUGUAAUGACAGUGUUCUGAUUAUAUUUUUUUGCAUCAGCACUUAUCUGUGUUUUUGCGCUGAAGUUUCUUGACUGACCCUUAGUCCAACAUUUCUGUUUAGUGGACCGGGAAAGACACCUGCACUAAACCACGUAAAACAAAGCUGCUGAUUGCAUUUCCCAGUGUAUUGAUCCUGUACUUGGAAAAAUCAUGUCAAUUUUUUUUUUUUCAUUUGUAGACAAGUUCUGUUUUUGGUAGAAGUACAGCACAUUUGACAAUCUCCACUGCAACAAUUUCAACUAAUGAAUAAUUCUGAUUAUAAAUAUUUUUUGACCCUGUUGAUUUUCCCAUGACUGGUUUCAAUACCUAUUGUCUUUGGGGGAGAAAAAUGCCCUCAUUUGAAGCAGUUUUGGAAUUGCUGUGGUCAUUUCUUCAAAUAAUUAACCAAUAAACAGCCAACUGAAACUUAAAUCAAACAUCAAAUUUCAGGGUCUGACUGAACUGCUGGUUUGGUUCUUAUUUAGCUUGUCAUUGUUUUUAUUUUAAAAUAAUAGUCUAUGCUUGAUGGGUUGCAUUUCAUUUUGUUUGCGUAGAAGAGAAGGAGAUUUUGAUAUGUUUCUAUUAUACCUGGCUUGGUUUGAGUAAAUAAAAUGUUGCAUAUUCUAACCAAAUGUCGAAACUGAUCCUGU
Molecule: messenger RNA, 14356 nt
Organism: Rhincodon typus (whale shark)
Lineage: Eukaryota; Metazoa; Chordata; Chondrichthyes; Orectolobiformes; Rhincodontidae
Product: low-density lipoprotein receptor-related protein 1-like
Exons: 90
Coding region: 30-13619 (4529 amino acids)
Molecular function (GO): calcium ion binding; protein binding
Source: RefSeq, a predicted model, not a curated record